AUGAGUCACUCACCCACCACUCUAUUGACCAGUUCGCGCUCUUCGCCAUCAGGUCUGAAUACCUUUAGUGUUCCGAGCUCACCUUCAACGGCUGGAGGUGUGUAUAAUCCAUCGGGAAAGUUCUCUGAAAACGAAUUGAGAAUGGAGAAAUUACUUCCGUUGCUGGUUGAUUAUUCUAUUGAAUUUACAUCUGCUGUUCAUAGCGAUAUUCAUCGAUCAGUGGUGUUUGAAGGAGGAAAAUUAGUGGGAAAUAUAAUCAUGAAACCAUCAGCACAAGUAUUUGAUAUUGCUGCAGCAGUGAAAUAUCAACAGCAAGUGCAUCAAUCUCCUCUUUCCUUUAUUGACCGAGAUUUAUCAUCUCCUCUGACUGCCAAUAUUCCUGGAUCAAAUACGUCAUCGGAUAUUUCAAAUGGAUAUUUAUUCUCAACUUUUACAAAUAUAUUUGAUAUCAAACCCGAUAAGGAUGUAAAUGCUAGUGCAGAAGAAUAUUUACCAACAAAUAAUUUAUUGUUGUUGGAUGAAAAGCAAAGAGAGCUCUUAUUAACAAAAGCAAAGAAAGUUUGGAGAGAUUUAUUUUCUAAACUACACAUCAAAACAUACAUUUCUUCAAGAUUUCCAGAGAGUGUGAAAUCUACAACUCCAUCAUCUUCUGGGACCUCCAAUAGCGCCACCUCCAUUGAUAUCAAAUACUUUGAUUCCAGCAAGGAGUUCAUUGACUUUUAUUUGUUUAAGAGCAACUUUGUUGCAAAGCAAGCUGUGAAUUCACAAAGUAUAUUUAUGGAGAUGACUGCUAAUGAAUAUGAGAAUAAGGGUUAUGAAACAUCGAACGAUCAAGACAAAACUCAAGAUGAUGGAACUAUUCAAUUAACAUUUCCAUUCAGUAUUGAUAUUCCUUUCAAUGACUUGAACAGAAAUCCAUUCUUUGUUAUCUCAGAAAUAUUUAUUCCAUCAGAUCAAUUUUCUGAUAGCAUGGUCAGAUCAUUAGCUGAUGUAAAAUCUCCCUUCAGUAUGGUUAACAACUUUGAUUUAGAUUUUUUGGUUUCCUACGAUACAAGUCAACAGUACAUUCCAUCCAGAAUAUUUUUGUGUGCUCUUUGCAAACCAAUAGCUCUUAGAAAGUCUCUCAAGCUUUCUUCAAAAACCAAACUGAUGAACAUGAAAAAUUAUAUUCAACUUAUCCUAGAAAACACUUGUGAGAGCCAAUCCAUCAAAAUUGAAAAAAUUGAACUCAAUCUAGCCAAUGCCAAGUUUUGCAAAUAUUGUACACCAGGUGAUACACAACAAACACUGCUCUCCAAUGCUGAUGAAUCUCAACUCAAAAACACCACAACUGCCAAUCAUAUUAUUUCUCCUCCACCAAAUGCUAUUUAUGAUUUAUUUAAUUGUUUUAUUGAAAAGUCUCAAUUUCCAUUAGAGUUAAAACCUUAUGAACAGUAUACAACCAACUUGCUCAUUUCACCAAUUUAUAGAAAUAUGGAUGAAAUUAUUGAAAAGCUUCAGAACAGAAAACCAAUUACAAAUCUUUUUUUUAACACAAUAAGAAGUCUCAACAGCAGUGCCCAAAAUAGUGGCGACUCUACGCCAUCUGGCAAUAAUUCUCUGAUAUGGGACGAUAGUUUAGGUCUCUACAAAUCUCGUAUUGAGGUCACAUACAGCAUUAAGAAUCAUACAGAAGAAUCACAUGAGAACAAUAAUCAUCAUCAACAGUCAAAGCACUCCACAAGGUUUAAGAGUUAUAUUGACGCUCCAUGGAUUGCUGUACUUAAACGUGGUCUUUUCGCCUCCAUCAAGUAUGACAAGCAAUCUGUGGCUCUUAUGGAACCAUUCACAGUUUCAAUCUUUUUAUCUAAUUUUGGAGACAGCGAUUGUGAUUUAAUACUUUCCUCUCAACCAACAGCCAAGUCUUCCAUCAUUUGUCAAGAUGCUCAAAUAGAUGUUGGCAUUGUUAAACCAAGCCAAUCGACAAAAGUAGUACUACAUUACAUUGGAGUACAACAAGGAUUGCAUCACAUGGAUUUACUUUGUAUUUAUAAUAAGAGAACUCAACAACAAUUCAUUUUCCCCUUCUUCCCUCAAGUCAUUAUCACCAAAUAG
Messenger RNA from Naegleria fowleri, 2094 nucleotides. RefSeq lists its product as uncharacterized. The transcript has a single exon. Bases 1 to 2094 code for a protein of 697 amino acids. The record is from RefSeq and is a predicted model, not a curated record. Lineage: Eukaryota; Heterolobosea; Eutetramitea; Acrasida; Naegleriidae.